AUGGGUUGGUGGCGGAGAAUGAGGAACAAGUUCAAGAACAGGGGCUCCAAGAGGAGUGCGCGGCCGAUGAGGUUCGCGGGCCAUGGUAGCCCCUUCGACGACGUGCCGCGAGCGUCGACAGCAUCAUCGCCGCCGACACCACCCAAACAAGCACUUUUCGAAGAAGACACCAUUUCCCUUUUCCGCCCAUCCAUGAUGUCAGACCGUUCGGGCCCAAAUCCACAUUUGAUCUUCAACAGAACACACGGAUACUAG
Molecule: messenger RNA, 255 nt
Organism: Diaporthe batatas
Lineage: Eukaryota; Fungi; Ascomycota; Sordariomycetes; Diaporthales; Diaporthaceae
Exons: 1
Coding region: 1-255 (84 amino acids)
Source: RefSeq, a predicted model, not a curated record